AUCUUACAUUUGAGUUAACUUAUUUUUAUUUAGCCUAUCUAAAAUCAAUGGAAGCCUAUCUAACAGAUUUAAUUUCUACAAACACAUACGCUCGAAGAGUGACAAAGCAUCAUUCAUACGAUUAUGAAAAUAACUUGGUGAAUCUUGACAUCGAAAAGAGUUUAAAGGCUACAGAACUACAGAAUGUUGAUCACUCUUACAAUGAGAAUUUGGAAAAGAUGCUGACUACAAUACAUGGCAUUAGUCAAAUGUUCAUGUUAGUGAACGUGACGAUACCAAGUUUCCCGGUGGUGUUUGUUAGUAACGAGUUCACCACUUUCUAUCGAUAUUCACGUAACGAUGUGUACCUGAAGGAUGCUAGACUAGCGUUUAUGAUGGGACCCUGUACCAGAAAGGGAAUAUUACGUGAGAUAAAACAUACUCUUGAAGCCUCAAACGAGAAUACACUGGAUUAUGUGCUCUACACUAAGGAUGGUAUACCUGUUCCCACCACUAUUGGUCUCUUGCGAGUCAAAAAACCGGAUCAUCACAACAACGACUCGUACUUUGCCAUGACGUUUGAUCCGUUCAAGAGUAAAGAUGGACCUGUCGAAGGAGAAAAAGACCCGGAGAAAGAGUUGAAUGUUUGGUUGGGAGAAAAGUCUCUUGUUGCACCGAUAUUGAAGAACAAGGAUAAAGUAUUGUAUACGAAACAUAAAUCAUUCAAAAGGAAGAUAUUCCAAAGAUUUACACAAUUGUUUGAGAGCGUUAACCUUCUGGCGGACUCAACUAUUCGUAAAACAUGGGACUGGUUUAUACUUCUUGCCAGUAUCUGGGCAACUUUUUCAGUUCCUGUUCAAGUCUGUUUCGAUGAAAAGAUCUAUUACUCCAAAGAUAUUGAUUUGAUAACGGAUAUUUUGUUUCUCAUUGAUAUGGUAAUGAACUUCCGCACUACAUUCGUAAACGCUGAUGGGCUUGUCAUCCUGACUAGUAAAAAGAUGGCGACCCAUUAUUUGAAAGGGUGGUUUAUUGUUGAUUUAUUGACUGCUGUACCCUGGCAGUUUCUACAGCUCAUCAAGCCAGCCAAGGCGUUUAGGUACCUCAAGCUCACAAGGGUGUUGCGUAUGGCUAAAGUGGCCUUUCACUUAGACGAGUACACUAAAAACGGUCCCAUUUCCCUGAUCCUCAUCAUCAUGUAUUUCAUUAUGUUGGGUCACUUGAUCGCGUGCGGCUGGUUUUGGUUGGGGCGGAGUGACUAUGAGAGUAAUAUUGCUGGCUGGGUAACUUAUCACCUUCAGAAUAACCAUUUCGUUCUUACUCCUGAUAUUGUUGGCGAACAAGACUUACAAGAGGAUUUCUACUCAGCCUCCCUUUAUUUCGUCAUGACUAUUUUCUGUACCGUUGGAUUCGGAAACAUUGCACCCUGGAACGUUUCGGAACAGAUUUUCUGUGUCAUAGUCAUGUUGAUCGGAGCGUUCUUCUACGCUAUAAUCUUCGGGUCCGCUACGAAUAUCAUUAUGAGAAUGGGAGCCCAGCAGUCUCGGUUCCUGGACCAACAGAAAGAUCUGGAUCUAUACACCUCCGUCAACAAGUUUCCUCUUGAUCUCAAGAACCGAAUGGAGGACUAUUUCUACUACCACUGGUUCAACAGUAAAGGUAUUGAGCACUCCCAGAUGAUGCAGGAUUGGCCCAGGACCCUCAAGGAAGACACUUCUCUCUUCCUUCACAGGAUUCUGUUUGCGGAGUGGCCUGUGUUUAACGAGGCUAGUACAGGCUGUAGACGGUCUCUGAGCUCACUUGUUGAGAGGCAUGGUUUCACUCCUGGAGAUUACAUAGUCCACGAAGAAGACUGUGUUGAUGCAGUGUACUUUCUGGUUCGUGGUCACGUGAAGAUUCUGAAGGACGGUGACGUCAUUGGAAUUCUAACAAUGGGAGACACAUUCGGAGAGAAAUGGUGGCCGACAGCCGCGUCAGGCAAAGCAAACGCAGACAUACAAGCAAUGACAUACGCCGAAAUCGAGGUGUUGACCCACGAGCGUUUGAAGGACAUCCUGGUCAAGUUCCCAGAUUACUGGUCCAUGUGGGAGCAGAAGCUGGACAUCACGUACGAGUUGGCUAAUCGAGCAGACCAGAAUAUCUUUGAUAAUCUGCCGGCAGAUUUGAAGAUCUACGUUGCGAGUGAACGUACGCCUGUAUACCAAGGAGAUCAGCAAGAGUUCAAGGAGGGUGACAUGGGUGAUGAGGAACUUUUAAAGAAUACUCAAGAUACUAUUAACCGACUAACUAAACUAAUGCAGGGGUAAUUUAGUGAGGGUUGGAAUUUUUCUCGUUUUUUAAAUUGUUGUUUAUAAAUUAUUUUCAGAUAAGAGCAAUACGCUCUGGAUCUAUAUGCAAUUUAAUCUAUUUUGCAACUACCUUUGCUUUCUACUUUUUGAUAUAUUAUACUUCGGUGUAUAUAUAUAUAUAUAUUAUAGGUUUUGCUACUCCAAUUUUUUUGUAAUUUAUUUUGAUUUGAACUUAUGUGAAGUGUAAUAAUUCGAAAUUUAUUUGAACGAA
Messenger RNA from Bolinopsis microptera, 2535 nucleotides. RefSeq names its product potassium voltage-gated channel protein eag-like. Gene Ontology annotation, molecular function: voltage-gated potassium channel activity. NCBI's taxonomy places the organism in Eukaryota, Metazoa, Ctenophora, Tentaculata, Lobata, Bolinopsidae. The record is from RefSeq and is a predicted model, not a curated record. The coding region runs from base 48 to 2282 and encodes 744 amino acids. Gene Ontology annotation, cellular component: plasma membrane. Gene Ontology annotation, biological process: regulation of membrane potential; potassium ion transmembrane transport. The transcript is spliced from 14 exons.